AUGGUCAGAUCAACGCAGAUUGCAAGGUUGGAUGGCCUUAUGUUGGCUGCCUCGGUCGACGAUGAGCAGGCCGAGUCGGAGCUCUCUGAGAUUAAGGGCCAGGCUAAAAUGAUCUUCCGCCGCUUGAAUCGCAAUUCAGCGCCACAAGCCAGCAUUGAAUCCGGCCAAUACAAUCUCCACUACACUAUUCAAGACGAUCUUUGCUUCCUCUGCAUUUGCGACAAAUCAUACCCCCGCAAACUCGCCUUCACCUAUCUUGCUGAUCUGGCCACUGAAUUCACAACUACUUACAGCUCGUCACAAUACCUCUCCCCUACCCUCCGCCCAUACGCCUUUGUCGAAUUUGACACCUUCAUCCAGCGCACAAAGAAGCUCUACCAAGACGGUCGCGCAUCUCAGAACCUGGACAAGUUGAAUGAUGAGCUCCGUGAUGUCACCAAAGUCAUGACAAAGAACAUUGAGGACCUCUUUAAGAAGUAUCGAAAGGCGGCUGUGCGCAUCAACUGGGAAUUGUUGCUGAAGCAGUACGGGCCUUUUGCUGGUGUCGGGCUUGUCAUUUUCAUUCUUCUCUUCUGGCGAUUCUUCUGA
Molecule: messenger RNA, 588 nt
Organism: Penicillium canescens
Lineage: Eukaryota; Fungi; Ascomycota; Eurotiomycetes; Eurotiales; Aspergillaceae
Product: SNAP receptor SEC22
Exons: 6
Coding region: 1-588 (195 amino acids)
Biological process (GO): retrograde vesicle-mediated transport, Golgi to endoplasmic reticulum; vesicle fusion with Golgi apparatus; endoplasmic reticulum to Golgi vesicle-mediated transport
Cellular component (GO): endoplasmic reticulum-Golgi intermediate compartment; endoplasmic reticulum membrane; Golgi membrane
Molecular function (GO): SNAP receptor activity
Source: RefSeq, a predicted model, not a curated record